GGCGCCGCCCUGCUGGACCGCGCCCCGUCCGCGCCGCCCUGGGAGACCCACGGGCCCUCGCCCGAGCUCCGCCGCCUGCUGGCGGCCGCGUCGGCCGAGGCCGAGGACGGCGCCGGCGAGUAUGCAGGCAGUCAGGCAGAGGCGGCCUUCGAGGUGGAGCGCAUCCUCGUUUGCCCAGACCUGGGCGCCGUGCUGGGCGGAGGCAGCCUACACCAGCGAAGGCGGGAGUUCCGCCGGCUGCUCCUCCUGCUGCACCCCGACAAGGGCCUGGCCUUCGGACCGCGCGCCGCCGCGGCGCUGCAGCGGGCCGUGGACGCGAACGCGGCGCUGAACGGCACGGGCGCGGGCUGA
Prorocentrum cordatum is the source of this 351-nucleotide messenger RNA. The record is from the annotation of a GenBank genome assembly. NCBI's taxonomy places the organism in Eukaryota, Dinophyceae, Prorocentrales, Prorocentraceae.